AUGCCAAGAAGAUCCACACCCAUCCCUAUCCCCAAAAAUAAAAAUAACAAAUACAACUACGGCUCAGUAGAAAAAGAAAGAAAUGAACAGCCUAAUAAAACAACAAUUCGAGGUAUAAAUGAUGCCUAUUUAGAUCUAAAAGCAGACGAAAUAGAAGAUUAUCCUACUUUUAGUUAUAUCCCCUCCCGAGAAGGAAGAACAAAAAAAUUUAUAAAACGCAUGAUAAAAUCAAAGCUACUAUAUUGUGGUAUUCUUAUAGCACUUGUUACAGCUGUUAUCUUAAGAUACACAGUUCUAGAGAGCAAAAACAAAAACACUCUCAAUAAAACAGCUGGCCGAUAA
Messenger RNA from Nematocida minor, 342 nucleotides. RefSeq lists its product as uncharacterized. NCBI's taxonomy places the organism in Eukaryota, Fungi, Microsporidia. Bases 1 to 342 code for a protein of 113 amino acids. The record is from RefSeq and is a predicted model, not a curated record. The transcript has a single exon.